GAAUAUCUGGUUGCCAUGGACGAGUUGGACCGAAGAGUCUGUUUCUGUGCUGUACAACUUUAUGACUCUCUGACAGUAUGAGAAUAUUAUCACUGUGGGAAUUGCUAGAAUCUAUUGUAAAAGAUAUGACAACAGGACACUUAGGAAAUAUCAUUGGAUUUAGACAGUCAAAAUAGAUUUACGAAGGGAAAUUAUGUUUGACAAACCCACUGGAGUUUCUUGAGAUAGUAACGAGUAGAAUAGAUUAUUAUUCCAUAUCUUUUAAUACCCUUACCCAGCAAAAAUCUAUAAUUUUUCAGUUGAACCCUAGCCUCAGUAGCGUUUUGAGUAGAAUGUUCCAGAAUCCACUACUUUUUGUGUGAAGAAGUGCUUCCUGACAUCACAACCUCACUCCAGAAGUGUCUGAGGUCCAGUUUUAAGGUUACACCCUCUUGUGCUGACUCUCCCACCUCAGGAAAUUCUUUCUUUCGAACCACACUAUCAAAUUCUUUCAUUUUAAUGAGAUUACUUUUUAAAUUUCCUACAUUCAAGUAAAUACACAUGCAGUCUAACUAUCCUCAGAAUUCUACCCUUUUUUGUUAUCCUUGGGAUCUGAUUACUCGAUCUGCUUAAACGUUACAAAUUAUUGCAAGGCAAAAUCAAAAGCUGUCUAGUGAUUAAACCUCUCUUUCUCUUUGUGCAGUUCUAAGAGAUUUUGACAUUACCAUUUACUACCGUGGCAAAAAAGUCUUUCAGAGCACGGUUAGCAAUGCUAAUGGCUGCCGCCUGUAUCAUGAUGAAGAGAAUGAAAGAUUCGCUCAGCUACAACACAUCAGGUUCCCAAGUACAGAGGAGAUAAAGGAUCAUCAACAGAAAAGGUUCACCAAUUGUCUCUUGUCAAACAUGGCAGGAGGACUUCUUCUGGAGAAUAAAAAUGGAGAUCUUUUCGCCAAGAGACUGGGCAAGUGUCAAGUCUUUUGGACCCGUUCAGGGGCAACCAUGAAUGAGGAGUCACAAAAGCUGAACCGAAAUGAGGAGAUUAAAUUAUUCAGCCUGAAAGAUUUUUACACGGAAUGUGUGGAGUUCAUGGAGCAGCAACGCGGAAUGCCACAAAGCUCCAUCUUCCUAUGCUUUGGACAACAAUUCCGGAUAGGAAAUGAGAAGAAGAAACUCAUCCUGGUCAAGGUCAGAGGAUCUUCACCAAUCCAACAGAUUGUUCCUAAAAUCUGCAUCUGUCUGAUUGAAUACACCCAUCAAGAAGGAGCAUCCUCACUGACCAGUGAUAAUGUCAGCCUGCAGAUGUCUAACAAUUCCAGCACAUCGUCCAUGGAGAACUUGAUGGCUUUAAUCCAUGAAUUGGAAAGCCUGAUGGAGCUAGAGUAGUUGAGACACUGGUCCCAGGCAUUGGGUGCUUGAAAUACCUACAAAUGUCAACUUGUCACAAAAACUUCCUCUUCAUCACACUUGAGCAUAUAGCUGCAAAGUUUUCUGACCCAGUUCCUACAAUGCUUAGCCAGAAGGAUCAUCUAGAACUUAUCACUGUCUUUUAAUCUUUUUUGCAUUUGAGUUUUGGGCAAAUCUUAAGUAUAAUCUUUUAGGCAUUCAGAGGAAUGAUCAUUGCAUCUUGCUUCUUUCUAGUAACUAGUCAAGGAAUUUGGACUGUUUGCAAGCAUUCGAGAAGCUGGUUCAGAAUUUGCUUCCAUCUGAGCUGGUGCUUGCUAGUAAAGAAAAUUGACAGAAGAUCAAACUUCAAACCCAUCUUUAAUUCUCUGCCAUGCCGAUUCAGUUAAAGUCCAAAAGAAGCAGAGACUGAUCUUCAUGAAGAAUAACACAUCCAGUUGCACAGUGUGUUGCUCAGUUGGGAAAUUGGAAAUCAAGAUUCCAACAACUCCCGUUUCUGUAGCCUCCUCUCACAACUUCAGGACGUUUCAAAGUACUUUUUCAUAAUGUUAGAUUUACAGCAGCCAUUUGAUGUACAGAAUGAUCCUGCAAACAGGAAUGGCCAGAUGAAGCAUACUGUGGGGCCACAGAUUUAGAUCAUUUGGCAUAGGGCAAUUAUUUUUUGCUUCCCCGCAUACUACAAAGCUUUCUUUUUGAAAGUGGGAAAAGUAUUUGAGGAAUUGUGAUUUUUGUUAUCUAUCUUUGGAAAUUUAAAUGCCUUUUUUUGUCCCUCCCAUUCAAAAAAUGUUCCAGUCACUUUUAGUCCACUGUCCAGCUCUGAUAUCAGUUUGUAAAUCCUUUCUCAUCAGUCUUAGGAUGCUUGCCUCAGUUGGCAAGGCUAGCAUUCAUUGUUCAUCCCCCUUUGCUGAUGAGAAGUUUGAGGUAAGUCGCUGAUCAGUGUACCUAAUGUUGAGAUACUCAACAUGCUAUUAAAGAGUCUGUUGAUGUAGUGACAGUGAAGGAACAGUGAUACAGUUCCACAUCAGCAUGCGACUUGGAGUGUGACUUGGGAGCGGUGUUGCCCUGUGUUGUCCAUUGCAGGUAGUGAUGGUCCCGAGUAUGGAGGUACUGCUUUUUGUUUAAAAGAAAAACUCUGCAAAGUAAUUUGCUGCAUGGGUUUUUAUUUCCACGAAAGAGAACCUACCUGCAAUUCUUUCAAAAAGGUGAGCCCAUUUUCAAAACAAUGGCAGAGGAAUUCCCAAAGGCACAGUUAAUCUUCCUGAUUGGAGACUGGACAGCAAUGGCUAAAGCUUAAGAGAGUUCUGAUCUAACACAGCAGCAGUCAAACUAUUUCUCUGAUACUGGAGUCAUACUGAGACAAAACAAACAAACCAACUUGUUUGUUUAAUUGAAAUUUAGAAGCAUUUGGGGGGAAAAAAACUUGCUAUGUUUCAGUGAAUACUGAAAAUGAGAACCUAUUGUGGAACAAGAUAAUCCACCUUUUUUCCAUAUGUCUGGUUAACUUAAAUUGAAAUUACACAACAGCUGGAGUUGCCUAUGGUUCUACAGCAGCAACAGUUUUGUAGUUCAAUGCAUUACCAACAAUACCUUCCCUCAAAAGAUUGUCCUGGAAUCUCCAGGAUUUAUUGGAGAUGAUUGUUGCAGAUCAUCCUGUUCUUAGACCUAGGGAGAGAACUGCAAGCAAGCUAGUAAUAGAGUUUCCUCUAGUAACAGAGUUUCUUUCCUGUAGUUCAUACAUUUUAAGAUUAAUUAUUUUAAUGUCGCUCAGCCCAAUAUCUGGGAGUGAAUAAUCUCACUCUCAAUUCCCACAUGGACUCAUUCCACUCCUUCACCUAAAGACAUCAUGAAGUGUAAAACAGACGUUGGCAUAUUUUCAAUUCGGGAUUUUAAAAAGGAGCUGACCUGCAAAUUCUGGAAUUUAAGCACAGCAGAAUAUUCUAGAAUGACUUGGAAGAUCCACCAACGUCUGUUUCUUAAAAAUAUGCAAGUCAUCUUUUGGGUGGUGAUGUCCCUCUGUAGCUAUUUGAUUAACCUCCGGUCUGAAUUGCACUCUGUUCAGGGUCUGUAGUGAGAGAGGGUAUUGGCUACAGGCCUUGAAAAUGCCCUUUCAAAUAUUAAUUUCUAAACUUCAGAUACCUUUCUAAGAAAUAGAUGUCAACUCAGUGAGCUGAACAAAGUUUAAUGCUGCCCUAUUUAAUGUUAAAUUCCUUUAUCUGCUCUAAACAGAAAGCAUAUGGGAGUGGUUCUUAUGAUUUUUCACUAACUUUUCACAAAAAUACAUUAUAUCUCUUUAAGCUAAUACUCAUUAACUUCGAGGCAGAAUCUAACAUGAACAGUCAGGAAAUGUGAAACAACUCUCCCAGCUUGUUAAAUAUUUAUUUUGUUUUCGUAUGGUAUUUUUAUUAUUGCUGCCUCUUCAAGAAACUUUUAAUCCCUUUCGUAAGUCGUUGAUUUUUAUACUUUGAAACAAAAGUUAAAGCAGAAAACCUGAAAAUCCAUCUCAUCAGUGAGGGCUUCUCUGGUGCUGGUCAUUGAUGGUUUGAAUUCAGGCAUAGUAACCACACUCAUGGUUUUCAGAGAGCGAUGGUUACAGUGAGUCAAUAGUCCGCUGGUAGGAUGGUGUUAGAAAAUGUUUACAAGAAUGAUUAAGGGCUUCCAUUUAAACUAUGAAUUAAGAACAAUGCACAUUCAUCUGAUCACACAGGGCAAUGAUGUGAAAGCGGUCUAGAGCAUCUUAACUUCAGUAAAUUUCUAGAUGUUAACUUGUACAAAAGUGAAAUUUAAGAUUACUUUCAUUUCACUGAUUGUCGAUUAGUUCAGAGUAAUCUUUUUGAUCCCGCCCAGUUUUAUUUCCAGUGCCCAGCUGACUUUAUUUCUCUCCCUGUUGAUCGGGGUGGGGGAGGUGUGCUGGUGGGAUACCAUUCCUGCUGGCCAGGCAGAAUGCUGUACUCCUGUUCUCAGCCCAAAGCAGCGGUGAUCCUCAAUGCAGAGAUCACUGAGAAAAAGCCAUUUGAUUGUAUUUGAGCAUUUUGCUCUUUGGUAAGGGCAGAAUCUGACCCUAGUUAAAAUUGGGGGAUCAUUAGAUAUUACUGAUUCAAUUAAAUUGUCACUCCAUGAAAUCAAUCUGAUGAGGAUUCCCAAAUCAGCAUUGGAAUGGGUACUUCUCAAUGGAGACAGGAAUUGCUCUUUAUUAGUCAUGGGAUCAGUAGAUCCCAAAACAAGCUAACUUGGUCUACCAGAUGUUGGUAGCAGAUAUACAAUCACUCCAUUGCCAAAUGAAAUAUCUUGGGGAGGAGUUUAUUGUGUGGCGAUGUGAUCAGGGCAUCAAUGAAUUGCUAUGCUGAAUUCUCUAGAUAUCUAAUGUGCCACUAAUGCUGUGGUACUCAUUCCAGGAUCAGAAUAGUUCUGAGGUUUGGUGCUAAAGUAAUCUACAUUCAAUCCACAUGUGGCACCCGUCGUAAUCAGGUAUAUGAAGUGUUUUCAGGUUACCUGCUGACUGAAUUUAUUUUGAUCUGAAGAGGGUGGAGGGGGGAGCAGAAUGAAGAAGGUGCACAUUCCAGGGCAAUUGUUAUGUUGUUGACCCACAGAACCCCUUUGGGAGAUAGUACCUACAAUUAGAUGCCCCCCCCCCCAACCACCAAAACCUCUUCAAUCUGCACUUUGAGAAGAAAACCCUUUUUCCUAGCUAGGCAAAGCGUGUACAGUCUUAUUGGGGUUAUAAGGGUGAAGUGUAUAUAUUCUUCUAAGACUAUAUAUUUUAUAAAUUUGCUGUUUAAAACUUUCUUAAAGUUUAUUAAAAUAUAGAGACAAAUUGCAA
This is a messenger RNA of Chiloscyllium plagiosum (whitespotted bambooshark), 5197 nucleotides long. NCBI's taxonomy places the organism in Eukaryota, Metazoa, Chordata, Chondrichthyes, Orectolobiformes, Hemiscylliidae. The record is from RefSeq and is a predicted model, not a curated record.